AAAGAAAGUCUUUGGCAUAAAGCUUCAUUUUUGCGCGUUUGCUGUCGACUCUGUUUCAUCGUCUACCUACAGAAUCCUUCAGAAUCCAAAUUUUAGGGUUUCUCUAUUUCCCUUUCUUGGAUCUGAGAUUCUCCGACUCGCAAAAUUCUUCAGAUCUCGCCUUACUUUCUCCUCUUCGGUUCUUCUAGUUUUCAUCACUGACAAAACCCCAAUACCAGAAUGUCACUGAAAUCUCCCGACGGUUACGGAACCAUCUCUUCCACCAUCACCGCCGCCACCACCACAACCAUUGUCACAGACUCACAAUCCUUCUCUCGCGCAAAGCCUACGCGCCGUCCCUGGCCCGAGUUCUUAAAUCUCCACUCCUUCUCUCUCCCCAUCUCGGCUGCCGAUGCCAAGGCUCGCAUAAGGCGGAAUGUCUCUUACUUCCGCGUUAAUUACGCCAUGAUUAUGCUUGUAAUCCUCUUCCUCAGUUUGUUAUGGCAUCCGCUUUCAAUGAUCAUCUUCUUGAUUGUCUUCGUUCUGUGGUGGUUCUUCUACUUCUUUCGCGAUGACCCAGUUGUGGUUCUUGGUAGAGUGAUUGAUGAUAGGAUUGUUCUGGCGAUCUUGAGUUUGAUUACUGUGAUUUGUUUGGUGUUUACUAAAGUAGGUACUAAUGUUUUGGUGUCUUUGAUAAUUGGGGUUGUCGUUGUUGGAGUUCAUGCCGCAUUUAGGAACACUGAGGAUUUGUUUGUGGAUGUAGAGACCGCAGAGGAAGGCGGAUUGCUUUCUGUUGUUGGCGGUCAGCCAUUGAGGCCCACUACUGGUUAUACCCGGAUUUGAUUGUUUAUGAAAUGGCCUUUUGGGAAAUCAUUAGGAUUUGGGUUGUUUUGAGUUUGAUUCAAUGUGGGGUAUCUGGGGAUGUUCUGAUUUGGCCCUUCUUGUCCUGAGCUUCUGGAUGUAGGAUUUGAUGACCAUUUUGUUCAUUAAAGGAUCCUUUUUUGAUGUUCACUGAGAAUUGUUUCAUUUCUUUUUUGAUUAAUAGUGGUGUUCCAGGUUCCAGCACUAAGAUGUUAAUUUGCAAGGCCUUCUUUGAUUCGUGAAUUGAUCCUGCUGAUUUUUAUUCUUUAGUCAGACUCAAUUAGACGGUGAAAAUUGGAAUUUCAGGGCUUGAUGAGAAUUAGGUAUUUCAGGUUGUUCUGUAUUUCUAAUUCCACAUCAUUGGUUGAAAUUGAAAGCUGUAGAAUUUGUUCCUAACAAUGUAAGCAAAGUCGACUUCACUUCAGGGAACUUGGUGGCUUAUUGCACAAUCACCUUUGUUUUGUAGUUCGGCCUUAUUGCAUUGCCAUGCAAUUUAAUUUUGUAGGAUCGUAGCGGAUGAGUAAUGCCUUGUUGCAACGCAACAAAAAUGAAGUCUUUGGCUGUGAUUCAAAGGUGUUAUGUUGUUACACUGAUUCCGAAAAUGGCUUUAUUCGUUCGAAUCUUGUUGCUGAUUUCCCAGUAUAACAAAACCCAGCUUUAGAUCUUUUGUUUAGGGAGGUUUUCAACCCUGUGUGGUUGUAUUUAAGGCAUAUUUGUGGAUUUUACUUAGCUGAGUUCUUGAAAAAAAAAAAGGAUAUUUG
Rubroshorea leprosula is the source of this 1601-nucleotide messenger RNA. The record is from the annotation of a GenBank genome assembly. NCBI's taxonomy places the organism in Eukaryota, Viridiplantae, Streptophyta, Magnoliopsida, Malvales, Dipterocarpaceae.